Rotaria sp. Silwood1 is the source of this 1773-nucleotide messenger RNA. Lineage: Eukaryota; Metazoa; Rotifera; Eurotatoria; Philodinida; Philodinidae. The record is from the annotation of a GenBank genome assembly.
AUGACAAUAAAGCAAAUGACAUUAGAAUCAUUAUCCAAUGAAUUGUUGAUUGAAUUAUUCGAAUUAUUGAAUGGAAUCGAUGUCCUUCGUUCUUUCCGUGGUCUUAAUACUCGUUUUAAUUCUCUACUAUUGAUCUAUUUUCGAACUUAUCGUGUCGAUCUUCGUUCGAUCUCCAAAGAAAAUUUCACACUUUUCUGUCAAACAUAUUUACCUUUGAUAAUCAAUCAAAUUAUUCAUCUUCGAUUGUCUGAUGAUGAUGAUACUCCACGUCAAUAUUUUCAUCUAUUAUCCGCCGGUUUUAAAUUAAAUCAAUUCAACCGUCUUCGUUCUCUAACGUUCGAUAAUAUUAGUUCAGAUCCAAUGAUUAAUCUAUUCUUCUUUUGUGACUUAUCUCGUCUUUAUCAGCUGACACAUUUAAAAUUUAUUAAUUGUCGAAUAUCUGAACUUGAAAAACAGCCCGCUCAAGAUAUCAUCGAUCGCAUUUGGAGUUUACCUAAACUGACCUAUUGUUAUUGGGAUCUUAAGUUUGACUGUACAAGUUAUUUUUGUAUUCCUACCAUCAUUUCCACAUCGUUUCAUUACUUAAUUAUUCGUCAAAAUUUCUGGUCAUCGCAUCAAUUUGCCAGUUUAUUAGAGAAAACACCUAAUUUACUAAAAUUUUCUCUUUCCUUGAAUAGUUAUGAAGAAGAUGAUCGUCCAUCUUCUCGUCAAUUUAUACCAUCACCGAAGAAUCUAUCAGUUGAAAAACUUGCCUUAUAUGAAGUAUGUUCACAACGUGUAAUGAUCAAUCUAUUCCAAUUAUUACCUAAUAUUAAUCAUCUCAAAGUGGAUAUGUUCUCUAUUAAGUUCACUGGACAUGAUUGGAAACAAAUUAUCGUUAAAUAUUUACCACAAUUGAAGGUUUUCCAGUUGAAGAUGGAUUUCAGUUUUUAUCGUUUCAUUAAUGAUCAAGAUAAUGAAGAACAAGUCGAACAAUAUCUAGCUACGUAUCGUACUCCAUUCUGGAUCGAACAUCAUCAAUGGUUCAUUCGAUGUCAUUGGAGAUUAUGGAUGGCAUCUUUGUGCAUAUGUAUAUAUACUUUACCUUACAAAUUUGAUUAUUUUCCCGUUAUCUCCAAUGCAUACGAUUCGAAAACAAUAUCGACAUGUCCAUAUGAAAAAUAUUUCUCCUAUGAUUCUGUUCAACAAGUAAGUUAUAGUUCGUCCUUGUUCGAGGACGAUACAUGGUCUUAUAUCCAACUAAACAAUAUUAGAAUAUUACAUCUACAAUUACCCAUUGAUCAUCAUUUCUUCUCGAUUGUUCCCAAUAUUGAACAUUUACAUUUACUGGUUGUCGACAUUCCGGAAAGAAAUGAUCAUUUACAGUUACAAGCAUUGUUGGAUCGUGCAUUGAAUCUCCACUUCCUAGUAUUUAAUUCAUGGGAUACUUUAGAAAUGCCACCUUAUCAACUAGCCAGCGCAUCAGUUCGUCGACUAGAUUUACAAGGUGUUAAUCAAUCACGUCAUCGACAUUCCUAUGAUCUUAAACAAUGUAUGGAAUUAAGUCAAUCAUCUUUGGCUAUUCAUUGUCGAGUGGUACUUAUCAGAGUGAACCAAAUAGAAAGUAUUCUGCUAUUAAUUAAUUCUAUGAUUAAUCUUCGAACUCUGCAUGUUCUUUAUGAAGAUGAUCAACGUAGCAAUAGAUAUGAUUUGGUUGAACUAUUGAAAAAUUAUCUAUCAUCACCGUGGACUGUCAUUCGACACAAUUAUGGACAUUGGAUCUUUCAAUCAUAA